Lynx canadensis (Canada lynx) is the source of this 5107-nucleotide messenger RNA. RefSeq names its product SIN3 transcription regulator family member B (gene SIN3B). Gene Ontology annotation, biological process: negative regulation of transcription by RNA polymerase II. Bases 1 to 3372 code for a protein of 1123 amino acids. The transcript has 19 exons. Gene Ontology annotation, cellular component: chromatin. NCBI's taxonomy places the organism in Eukaryota, Metazoa, Chordata, Mammalia, Carnivora, Felidae. Gene Ontology annotation, molecular function: transcription corepressor activity. The record is from RefSeq and is a predicted model, not a curated record.
AUGGCGCACGCUGGCGGCGGCGGCAGCGGCGGCGGCGGCCCCGCGGGCAGGGGACUGAGCGGCGCCCGCUGGGGUCGCUCGGGCUCCGCGGGCCACGAGAAGCUGCCCGUGCACGUGGAGGACGCCCUCACCUACCUGGACCAGGUGAAGAUUCGCUUCGGCAGCGACCCCGCAACCUACAACGGCUUCCUGGAGAUCAUGAAGGAGUUCAAAAGCCAGAGCAUCGAUACUCCCGGAGUCAUCCGACGCGUGUCGCAGCUAUUCCACGAACACCCUGACCUCAUUGUUGGAUUCAACGCCUUCCUUCCCCUCGGGUACCGAAUAGACAUUCCCAAGAAUGGCAAGUUAAACAUACAGUCGCCUCUGUCAAGCCAGGAGAAUUCGCACAACCACAGCGACUGCACGGAGAACUUCAAGCAGCAGAUGCUGUACAAGGAGGACAAAGCCCAGGUGCCCUUGGAGUCAGAUUCCGUGGAGUUCAACAACGCCAUCAGCUACGUGAACAAGAUUAAGACCCGUUUUCUAGACCACCCGGAGAUCUAUAGAUCGUUCUUGGAGAUCUUGCACACUUACCAGAAGGAGCAGCUGAGCACGAAGGGCCGGCCAUUCCGAGGCAUGUCCGAGGAGGAGGUGUUCACCGAGGUGGCCAAUCUCUUCCGGGGCCAGGAGGACCUGCUGUCCGAGUUUGGACAGUUCCUGCCUGAAGCCAAGCGCUCCCUGUUCACAGGAAAUGGACCAUGCGAAAUGAACAGCGUCCAGAAGAGUGAGCAUGAGAAGAAUCUGGAACACAGCAAAAAGCGCUCUCGGCCCUCGCUCCUCCGUCCGGUGUCUGCACCAGCCAAGAAGAAAAUGAAACUCCGAGGUACCAAAGACCUGUCCAUCGCUGCCGUGGGCAAGUAUGGCACGCUGCAGGAGUUCUCCUUCUUUGACAAGGUUCGCAGGGUGCUGAAGAGCCAGGAGGUCUACGAGAACUUCCUUCGCUGCAUCGCACUCUUCAACCAGGAGCUCGUGUCCGGCUCUGAGCUCCUCCAGCUCGUCAGCCCGUUUCUCGGGAAAUUUCCAGAACUCUUUGCACAGUUCAAGUCCUUCCUGGGGGUAAAGGAGCUGUCAUUCGCCCCGCCCAUGAGCGACAGAUCCGGGGAUGGAAUCAGCCGGGAAAUUGACUACGCGUCUUGCAAACGCAUUGGAUCCAGCUACCGAGCGCUCCCCAAAACCUACCAGCAGCCCAAGUGCAGUGGGAGGACGGCCAUCUGCAAGGAGGUGCUGAAUGACACCUGGGUCUCCUUCCCCUCCUGGUCAGAGGACUCCACUUUUGUCAGUUCCAAGAAGACCCCCUACGAGGAGCAGCUGCACCGCUGUGAGGACGAGCGUUUCGAGUUAGAUGUCGUCCUGGAGACCAACCUGGCCACGAUCCGUGUGUUGGAAAGUGUGCAGAAGAAGCUUUCCCGGAUGGCGCCUGAGGACCAGGAGAAGUUCCGGCUGGAUGACUGUCUGGGGGGCACGUCGGAGGUGAUCCAGCGCCGUGCCAUCCACCGUAUUUAUGGCGACAAGGCUCCAGAGAUCAUCGAGAGCCUCAAGAAGAACCCUGUCACUGCUGUCCCUGUCGUCCUGAAAAGGCUGAAGGCCAAGGAGGAGGAGUGGCGGGAGGCCCAGCAGGGCUUCAACAAGAUCUGGCGGGAGCAGUACGAGAAGGCAUAUCUCAAGUCCCUGGACCAUCAGGCCGUGAACUUCAAACAGAACGACACCAAGGCCCUCCGCUCCAAGAGCUUGCUCAAUGAGAUCGAGAGUGUCUACGACGAGCACCAGGAGCAGCACUCGGAGGGCCGUAGCGCCCCCUCCAGCGAGCCGCACCUCAUCUUCGUGUACGAGGACAGGCAGAUCCUCGAGGACGCCGCCGCCCUCAUCAGCUACUACGUGAAGCGGCAGCCGGCCAUCCAGAAGGAGGACCAGGGCACCAUCCACCAGCUGGUGCACCAGUUCGUGCCCAGCCUCUUCUUCUCCCAGCAGCUGGACCUGGGGGCGUCCGAGGACUCCGCCGACGAGGGCCGGGGCAGCCCCCAGGGCCAGAGCGCGGAGCCUGGUGACCGGAAGAAGCCGGCGCCCGGGCCGCAGAGCAGUCCCCCGGAGGAGAAGGGGGCCGCGGGCGAGGCGCCCGCCCCCGAGCAGGCGCCGCAGCGGCACAAGCCCCUGGACGACGUGUACAGCCUCUUCUUCGCCAACAACAACUGGUACUUCUUCCUGCGCCUGCACCAGACCCUGUGCUCCCGGCUGCUCAAGAUCUACCGCCAGGCGCAGAAGCAGCUGCUGGAGUAUCGGACGGAGAAGGAGAGGGAGAAGGUGCUGUGUGAGGGCCGCCGGGAGAAGGGCAACGACCCCGCCAUGGAGCUGCGGCUGAAGCAGCCAAGCGAGGUGGAGCUGGAGGAGUACUACCCCGCCUUCCUGGACAUGGUGCGGAGCCUGCUGGAGGGCAGCAUCGACCCCACGCAGUACGAGGACACCCUGCGCGAGAUGUUCACCAUCCACGCCUACGUGGGCUUCACCAUGGACAAGCUGGUGCAGAGCAUCGCCAGGCAGCUGCACCACCUCGUGAGUGACGACGUCUGUCUGAAGGUGGUGGAGCUCUACCUGAACGAGAAGAAGCGGGGCGCCGCGGGGGGGAACCUGUCCUCUCGCUGUGUCCGUGCCUCCAGGGAGACCAGCUACCAGUGGAAGGCCGAACGGUGCAUGGCUGACGAGAACUGCUUCAAGGUCAUGUUCCUGCAGCGCACAGGGCAGGUGGUCAUGACCAUCGAGCUUCUGGACACCGAGGAGGCCCAGACGGAGGACCCCGUGGAGGUCCAGCACCUGGCUCGGUACGUGGAGCAGUACGUGGGGACCGAGGGGGCGUCCAGCUCGCCCACCGAGGGCUUCCUCCUGAAGCCCGUGUUCCUGCAGAGGAACCUCAAGAAGUUCCGCAGGUGGCAGUGUGAGCAGGUGCGCGCCCUGCGCGGCGAGGCCAAGACCUCCUGGAAGCGGCUGGUCGGGGUGGAGAGCGCCUGCAACGUGGACUGCCGCUUCAAGCUCAGCACCCACAAGAUGAUGUUCAUCGUCAACUCCGAGGACUACAUGUACCGCCGCGGGACCCUCUGCCGGGCCAAGCAGGUGCAGCCCCUGGUUCUGCUGCGGCACCACCAGCACUUCGAGGAGUGGCACGGCCGCUGGCUGGAGGACAACGUGACGGUGGAGGCGGCCGGCCUGGUGCAGGACUGGCUGAUGGGCGAGGAGGACGAGGACAUGGUGCCCUGCAAGACGCUGUGUGAGACGGCGCACGUGCACGGCCUGCCCGUGACCCGCUACCGAGUGCAGUACAGCCGCCGCCCCGCCUCCCCCUGACUCGCUGCGUGGGCGCCGUGACCCGCGGCUUGGCGCGGCCACUCCCUCGGCCCGGGUGUCCCUCGGGGGCACACUGAUGAACGACCUGAGGGGGCCGAGCGUCCCUCAGCCUUGCUGCUACAGGCCACGAGCUCCGGAGAAGGGCGGGGUUGUGCCAGCUCGUGGCCCCGAGCUGCCGUCCCUCUGGCUCCCCUGCUUCCUUUGGGCCCGUUCUGUGCCAAACCCGAACCCUUCCUGCACCCGAACUCUGGGGGCUCAGUCCCUGCUGGAAGGGGGAAGAUCGACACGCCGGCCAGGGAGGAAGUGAUUGCGCUGAUGCACCUGCUGGACCGCCUUCCAUCACACGUGCCAAAUCCCCAGGCGGGGGGGCACCUCCGGUCCUUUGUCCCUAUGGCGUCUGGGAGAGUCAGCGAUGAACCUGAACCGUGCCGGGCGUGUGGGGUGGGGGGAGGGAGUCGGCGUUCAGGAGACCCCAGCAUCGAAGGAGUUGGGCCUGGGCGGACCUGCUUGAAAAGCAUGUCCUUCCUGAAUGGUUCUGAGAACUUCUGGAAACUUCCUAAGCUGGGCCAUGCCUGCAUCUGAUAGUUUGGGCACGGGCUCGGCCCGGCUGAGGCUUGGGGUCCUUGGUCACUCUGAGACCAGGAAGAGCCCUUUCAGCCAAACCGUUGAGAUCCUGCUUUGACGUCAAGAUGCGGAGUGGGCAGGUGGCACCAGAACUGUCUGGAAGAACCCACUCUGGAAAAAAUGAGACUCCAGACCCUGUGUUGUCCUGGUGGCCACACUGCGGGCUCUUGAGGGGCUCAACCUGCAACUCCCACCGGGCUCACGUGGCCCCACACCUGGGGUGCGGUCCUGUACCUAGGAUGGCCCUUCUAGAAAUAUAUAUAUGCACACACGUAUUUAUUCAUAAGCUCUCUUAGUGGUUGUAACUUCUGCAGUCAGCCGCGUCCCACCGUUUCUUGGGCAGUAGAACCCUCCUCGUGGAAUUCUGCAGUUGUGCCCGUAACGCUGCUGCCCUACCUGCGGCCACCUCCGGGAGAGGGUGUGGGCGCGAGGGGCUGAGGCAGCCAUCCUGCAGAGGCGUCCAAGGCCUUCUGUGCCGCGAAUGCCGAGCGGUUCGGGCUGGAGACCAGCUCUUUAAAAUCCUUGCACCGUGAGGAGCCCUGGCCGGGCUCCCGGCACCAUCAGAGUGGGAUCAACCAACGGGGGCCCGGAACCGUCUCCUUGUGGCCUCGUUUCUGCCCGGCGGCAGCCCUCACCCCCUAAAACUGCGCUGUGCCAAAUCCGCCAUUCUGGGAAGUGGAGAUGUGUUUCUAGAAGUUUCUAGAAGUUACCUGUGGAACUCAAGGUUUGCAAAGCCUCUGACUCGGGGCCUGGGCGAGUCCAAGGCCGGUGUGUCUGCCCAGGGUCUCCCAGCCCGUGUUUGCUCAAGUGUGCCAGGCACUUUGUCCACAUCCUUGUUUUUUGUAAGAAGGGAACUUUCGGAAUUCCUGAACCAGACCCUCUCGGCAGCCAUCCUCCCCGGGAGCCCGCGGCCCCUUCCGUGCCUCCGCGUGGGCCUGGGGUGCGGGCCAGACCCCACCGAGCCCCACCCUGCAUGCUUCUAGGGAGCGUCUCUUCUGUUUUUGAAGAAUUUCUCUUCUGGGGCUUGUACUUCCUUUGCAGCUGUUUUGAAUGUAGUUUUCCUUUUCUAUUUAUUUGCACAUUAAAGUUAAAUAUUAAAUAUUGACCUAAA